UGCUGCAGUCAAAAUAAGCAGCCAGUGUUCGAUAGACAGCUCCUCUUAGGAAGAAUUGUCAUCCCCAAACACAUAGAGAGACAUUCUCUCUGUCUCUCAAUUAAAAUCAUUAUUUCCAGAAUAAAGAAGAAGAUGAUGAAGAUAUUGAUUAUGUUUGCUCUUGGAAUGAACUACUGGUCUUGCUCAGGUUUCCCAGUGUACGACUACGAUCCAUCCUCCUUAAGUGAUGCCCUCAGUGCCUCUGUGGCAAAAGUGAAUUCCCAGUCACUGAGUCCGUAUCUGUUUCGGGCACUCAGAAGCUCAUUAAAAAGAGUUGAGGUCCUGGAUGAGAACAACUUGGUCAUGAAUUUAGAGUUCAGCAUCCGGGAGACUACAUGCAGGAGGGAUUCUGGAGAAGAUCCCUUUACGUGUGCCUUCCAGAGGGACUACUAUGUGCCCACAGCCGUUUGCAGAAGCACCGUGAAGGUAUCUGGCCAGCAGGUGCAGGGCGUGCGUGCUCGCUGCAGCUGGUCCUCUUACACGUCUGAGUCUUACAGCAGUGAAGAGAUGAUUUUUGGGGACAUGUUGGGAUCUCAUAAAUGGAGAAACAAUUAUCCAUUUGGUCUCAUUCCAGAUGAGUCCAUAAGUGAACAACUGUAUGAUCGAUCACUUGAGAUCAUGAGAAGGGCUUUUCCUCCUGGAAAUAGAAGGUACCCAAAUUACCGGCACAGAGCAAGAAUAAAUACUGACUUUGAGUAACAGCCUUGAGGUUCUGAUCCCACGUUGUCUACCUUGCUUGCUGUCUUCAGGCUUAUUGUGAACAUGGAGAAGACUCUGAUCCUUGCCCCGUGUAAACUCUCUAAUGGUUGCUUCAGCUGUGGAACUGAGCAGAGCUGGGCAGCAACCAGACACUGAACGGCCCAUCUGCCCCAGUUCUGUAGAAAGCUAGAGAUGGAGUCCUGGUUUGUCACCCUGACACUGAGCUUCAUAGAGUCCCACAUGUGUAUCAAUUCCCUGCUACUAGUGAUGGGAUUGGAGCAAAUGUAGCUCGCGUGAAGGGCACACGUAAGAAGAAUCUCAAGAUGGAAUGAUAGAGGUUGAUUCCAUACAUAGGUAUUUUACAUGCACACACAUGCGUUAAUAAUGAAGCUGGAGUGUUCACGGGCUUUACAGUCUGUGUAAUGCUGCAUGCUUGCGGUAUAAAGUCCAAACUCCAAGUGUAGCUCACGAUGGCCUUCAUGACCUGGCUCCGCCCACAUCUCCAGCCUCGCCUCUCCCAAGUCCUCCUGGCCCCUCUGCUCCUGUAGCACUGAGGUGCUUGCAGCUUCUUUGGCUGCUGCCUCUACCAGGAUCAUCCACCUGACUAGCUCUGUCUCACUGUUCAGGUCCCAGCUCAGCUGUCGCUUCCCUUUGGAGGUCCUUGCUGACACCACAAACCACCACCACUGGAUCGGAGAUGAUGUCCCUGAUUGGGCCUCUGUAAGGUCCUCAUCACAGGGCCUGCAAUAGGCUGUUUCCUGACACCCAUCUGACUACCAGACUCCCCAAGAGCAGGUCUCAAGAAACUUCAGCUGCCACUGUCCCUGGUGCCCUUCACACAGCCCGACACACCCAAUAAAUCACACUCAGUACAUAUUCUUUAAGUGAAUGACAUCCUUCCCUUUGGGUUCUUGAAAUUCUUUUUCCAAAAAAUCAGUUAAGCAUAGUAUAAUUAAUUUUUAACCAUGGAAUCUGAAAGAAGUCAACUGACAUUUUACUAAAAUAGAAGGGAAACUUACCAGUGAGUACUUCUUGGAUGAAAGACACAAAUGGUAGGUUUUCUUUUUAAUCUAUGGUGCAACUCUAAAAAUAAAAACCAGUUCUGUGCUGA
Molecule: messenger RNA, 1849 nt
Organism: Callithrix jacchus (white-tufted-ear marmoset)
Lineage: Eukaryota; Metazoa; Chordata; Mammalia; Primates; Cebidae
Gene: SPP2
Product: secreted phosphoprotein 2
Biological process (GO): bone remodeling
Cellular component (GO): extracellular region
Source: RefSeq, a predicted model, not a curated record